AUGUAUUUCUCGGCUCGACAGACGUUUAUUGAAUUUGCUCCUGUUUUCUUUCCCAGACAUGUUUCUGAGUACAUCGAGGAGCUCCAGAGCCGCGCCUCAGACAACGUGGAGGUGAUGAAGGCUAGACUGGACCCUUAUUUCACUCAGGUUCGAGACAACGCCCAGGCCAAGAUCACCACCCUGAACGAGCUGCUGAGGACCCAGGUGGGCAACCUGAGGGACCCGGUCCAGACCGCCGUGGAGGACAUCAAGGGUCGCUUUGAGAACACAGCUGAGAACCUGCGCUCCACUCUGGGUGGGAAGAUGGAGGAGCUGCGGAACUGGUUUGAGCCAUACGUGUCCAUGGUCAGAGACAGCUUGUAAACAGCACCCGUGAUCAGAACUGCUUCAUGUGACAGAAUCCACAAUAAAAGCAGAAUAAGACCAGAUGUUUCUCCUCACCACACUUAAUCCACAGCUGCUGUGAAAAAAA
This is a messenger RNA of Cyprinodon tularosa, 472 nucleotides long. RefSeq names its product apolipoprotein Eb-like. Bases 1 to 363 code for a protein of 120 amino acids. The record is from RefSeq and is a predicted model, not a curated record. Lineage: Eukaryota; Metazoa; Chordata; Actinopteri; Cyprinodontiformes; Cyprinodontidae. The transcript is spliced from 2 exons.